CCAGUGCGGAACUGGCGGUCAGGUGAUGAAGCGCUGGGAGACGCAGGGAUGGGAGGAGGAAGCGCUCCGUGUGUCCUGUCCGUGUUCUCGCUCUGUCUUCUGACCUGCUCCGCUCAGAGCUACGCUGUAGACGAUCAGGCUGGACUAGGACGGACAUUUGACGGUGUUGGUGGAUUAAGCGGUGGAGGGGCAACAUCCCGUCUGCUUGUCAAUUAUGCAGAACCGUACAGGAGUCAGAUUCUGGAUUACCUUUUUAAGCCCAACUUUGGAGCUUCUUUGCAAAUUCUAAAGGUUGAAAUUGGAGGAGAUGCCCAGACGACAGAUGGUACAGAGCCCUCUCACAUGCACUAUGAGAACGAUGAGAACUACUUCAGGGGAUAUGAGUGGUGGCUGAUGAGAGAGGCCAAGAAGAGGAACCCAAACAUCACGCUUAUAGGUUUGCCGUGGGCGUUUCCAGGAUGGAUCGGACGUGGGAAAAACUGGCCCUAUGAUUACCCUGAUAUUACAGCUUCCUAUGUUGUGUCCUGGAUUAUUGGAGCAAAGCAGUAUCAUAACUUAGAAAUUGAUUAUGUUGGGAUAUGGAAUGAGAGGAGCUUUAAUAGCAAAUACAUAAAGCUCCUGCGAUACACUCUGGAUAAGAAUGGACUAGAGAGGGUCAAAAUCAUCGCCAGCGACAACCUCUGGGAGCCCAUAACCCUGUUUGUGCUUCAGGACCGAGAGCUCAGUGAAGCUGUGGAUGUUCUGGGGGCUCACUACCCAGGAACCACUACAGUACCAGAGGCGCUGAAGACAGGGAAGCAGCUCUGGUCCUCUGAAGACUACAGUACCUUCAAUGAUGAUGUGGGAGGAGGCUGCUGGGCACGAAUUCUCAAUCAGAACUACGUCAAUGGCCAGAUGACUGCCACUAUUUCCUGGAACCUGGUCGCCAGUUACUAUCAGGAUCUUCCAUUUGGAAGAGAUGGGUUGAUGACUGCUCAGGAGCCGUGGAGCGGAAAUUACGUUGUGGAGUCCCCCAUUUGGAUAACUGCCCAUACCACACAGUUCACCCAGCCUGGCUGGAAGUACCUGCAGACUGUCGGCCACCUGGCACACGGAGGGAGUUAUGUUGCUUUGACUAACCAAAGGGGAAAUCUGACCAUAGUUAUUGAAACCAUGACUCAUGAUCACUCUGUAUGCAUACGGCCUCCUCUACUGCCCUAUACCGUCACAGCCCAGAGAGCUACAUUCUGUUUGAAGGGAUCUUUCGCUUCAAUCAGUGAGCUGCAAGUAUGGCAUUCAAAGUUUGAUUUCAAAGUGAAAAAGCCAGUCUACUUCCAAAAACUCAGUCCUGUAAAGGUAUCUAAUGGGUCGUUCACUUUGGACCUUGAUGUUGAUGAAGUUUAUACGGUGACCACCAUAACCACAGGGCUAAAAGGGAAUUAUCCGGAGCCUCCUCCAUCCUCUCCCUUCCCUAAAAUAUAUAAAGAUGAUUUCAAAGUUCAGCACCCAGACUUCUCCGAGGCUCCAGACUUUGCUGAUCAGACUGGUGUGUUUGAAUACUUCAUCAACGAGACAGACCCUGGCCCUCAUGUUUACACACUGCGGCAGGUGGUCACUCAGCGGCCAAUCACUUGGGUAGCGGAUGCUGAUCAAACCAUCAGCGUCAUCGGGGAUUAUAAGUGGCAGAAUGUGACCGUCUCGUGUGACUUGUACAUGGAGGAGGAAAAUGGCGGGGGGGUGUUUGUGGCCGCGAGAGUGGAUAAAGGAGGAGGCUCUGUCAGGAGUGCCAGGGGAAUCUUUUUCUGGGUGUUCGCAGAUGGCACAUAUAAAGUCACCAGUGAUCUCAGUGGGCAAAGUGUUCUGGCUGAGGGACAGUCAGGAACCAGAGCGAACAUCUGGAACACCUUGACGCUGUCUGUAAAGGGCGAUAAUGCCUUUGGAGAACUCAAUGGCCAUGUCCUAUGGAAGAACGCGGUAGGCUUGGUGCCUAAAAACGGAUGGGCGGCUAUAGGCACGAGCUCAUUCCAGCUGGCUCAGUUUGAUAACUUUGCUGUGCAGGCGGAGUGACAGCUCCUUUCUCUAAUCCUGUAAAGAGUCUCUCAGGUUUCUUAUAAACUGUCCUAGACGAAACUUGAAUUUCAGUAUUCAAAAAUCUAGACAUCAAUAUUUUUAUGAUUCCCGCUGAGCGUUUGCAGAAUUCCGGCAAAACCCACCUCGCUUGGUUACUGUUGCUAUGUUUGCCCUAACACUGGAGCUAACUGGAGCUCAACGUUGUUCUAUAAAGUUAUUAAUUCAUAUUAUUCAGAUGACAUCACAGUCUUGCUGCCACCGUUUUGGACGGCAACUUCAAGUUCAUUCAGCAGCGGCUCCAGCUGUUUGCAAUGAGAUAACAAAGCUAUAACCGAUCCAGCAAUACGUUUUUAAAGAUUUUUACAAUUUUAAAGCACGUUAACUGUACAUUUGAGUGCGCUCACUGGGUUUUAUUUGAUUUGUGGUUGUAGUAAUGACGAGUGAAAGCAAUCAUCUAAACGGCUUCAAUGCUCCGCUGAAUUAUUUUCACGUUCCAGACCGCAUAAUAGCUCCCUAAAUAGUAUGGAAACAGCGCAUAUACUAUUAGAAGUGCACACAGAAAUGUGUGGUUUGGGAAGCUGCUUUAAAUGCGAACAACGGCUCUUUAGCUGCUUAGUAACAAGUAAAUAUCUGUAAGCAGAGGUUUGAGGUACUUGUUGAUGUAUGGAUUAUUUAUUGAGGUAAAUUGGUUGAUUUGGUUGUAUUGAGGUGAGCCGAUGUUGCCUUUGUGUCUGCCAACUUUCAUAAUUCAGACUAACUGCAGCACCGUUUAAGGUGGAAUGGAAAACUCAAAAUGAGAAACUAGCGAAUAAGAAGCUGAAUUGAGCUUAAUAUUUAUGUAUGAGUUUAUUAAGGGUUUUGGUAGCCACUAGUAUUAGUUUUUUAUGAAAUAUUAUGCAUUGGAAUGUUCUGAACUCUGGAGAUGUGCAGGUUAUAUGGAUUCAGUCCAAUAAUCUAGCUAAUCUUUAACCUUAAACACCUCAUAGUGUUGUCUGGUGACUGCAGCUAAGCACGCCUUUAAAUCUUUAUUGUGGUCAUUUUGGUCUAUUUUGCUUGAUUUUUAUCCACUUGGGUUGUUGGGGCGGUAAAAAAUAAUGAUCUAUCAGAGCAGAGUCACAGCUUGCCUUCCAAAACGGAGACAUGGUCUUCUCAAUGACGUAAUUGAAUACCAUGAAUACUUGGUUCCAAUGGUACCGUCUGAUUGCUUGAGAACCUUUCUACCCAUUUUCAACUGUAUCAUUCUGGUUGCUUAGUAAUGCCUCUCUUAACGCUGCAGCUACUGGGUUUCUGCUUUAACAUAUACAACAACAGAAAAUAAAUCAUUGAACGACCUCUAA
Pygocentrus nattereri (red-bellied piranha) is the source of this 3386-nucleotide messenger RNA. RefSeq names its product galactosylceramidase b (gene galcb). The record is from RefSeq and is a predicted model, not a curated record. The transcript is spliced from 17 exons. Gene Ontology annotation, biological process: galactosylceramide catabolic process. Gene Ontology annotation, cellular component: lysosome. Gene Ontology annotation, molecular function: galactosylceramidase activity. Lineage: Eukaryota; Metazoa; Chordata; Actinopteri; Characiformes; Serrasalmidae. Bases 49 to 2046 code for a protein of 665 amino acids.